Molecule: messenger RNA, 1684 nt
Organism: Bradysia coprophila
Lineage: Eukaryota; Metazoa; Arthropoda; Insecta; Diptera; Sciaridae
Product: multiple inositol polyphosphate phosphatase 1-like
Molecular function (GO): acid phosphatase activity; inositol phosphate phosphatase activity
Source: RefSeq, a predicted model, not a curated record
AGUGUUAUUUGAUUGAUUGGACACUGUACAGAAAUUAAAAAAUAUCGCACGUAGAAUUGAAUAUUAAUAUAAUUGAUAAAUGCAUAAAUGCGCUGCGAUUUUAACAAAAGUUAAAGAGUGUAACUGAAGUAUCUGGGAAAACGGUCAUUUAAAAUACGAAAAGUGAACUUUGUCGAUUUAAAAAUUCUUUGCUUGACAACAUGUUACUCACAAAACAGCUUUGCGCGAUAACAUUUAUUUUCAUAUGUACAUCCGGUUCGUCAAUAACACCGAAACAAACUACAGAAUACUGCUAUGAAGAAGAUACAUCUCGGCCACAGUAUAAAAGACUGGGCGUUUAUACCCCUUAUGCUUUUGCUAAAGGAAGCGACACUGAAAUCUACAACAUUCCAGGAUGUAGCGCUGACAAAAUCUGGAUGCUAGUAAGACAUGGAUCGAGAUUAUUGGAACCUGGGGAUGGUGUAUCUGUCAUUGAUUUGGAAAACUUAAGAGACGAAAUUAUUUUUCUAUACGGAAACAAUUUAACUUUACCUGAGAAAGGCAGACUGUGUGAGGCUGACUUUAAUUUGAUAAAAAAUUGGAAAUGGGAUACGAAUCUUACAGCCCAAUAUGAUGGAACUCUCACAGUUUCGGGAUGGAAUGAAUUGAAAGACCUUGGUAAAGAUUAUAGAAACAUAUUUCCUGAUCUAUUUGGAAAUGCCUACUCAUCAGAGAGGUUACGGUUCGAUCAUACGAAUAAUAACGCUAAUCGUACCGAAGCUACUUAUAAAGCCUUCGUUGAAGGAUUAUUUGGAGACGGGUCUUAUAAUGAUAUCAUACUAGAUCGAUUUCCGCAACCUAACAAAAUACAGAAUCCGAUGUCAUUUUGCCCAGCAUACGACGAAAAUGUGAACGAUCAAAAUGGUCGUAAUUCGGAAACUUCAAAAUUUCGAAAUUCUGAAAUUUUUCUCAAGCUUCGCAAUGACGUAUCGAUGAAACUCGGAUACCAUGAACCGCUUUCUGAUCAAAUUAUUGUCAACAUCUACGAUAUGUGCCGCUUCGAGAAAUCAUGGAAUGUAGAAAAAUCGAGUCCUUGGUGUUCGGUACUAACACCGUCUCAAUUCGAAAUUCUUGAAUACCUUGACGACCUGAAUUAUUAUAUGAAAAGAAGCUACGGUUCAGCGAUCAAUUCAAAACUGUUUUGCUUUGGAAUGGAUGAAAUGUUAAGUCACAUAGCAACGAAUGGCCCACAAAAAGUCAUUGCAUAUUUCGGACAUACAUUUGGAUACCAUUUGUAUUUGACUGCGUUGGGUGCUUUCAAGGAUACCAUCGCAUUGCGUAGUGAUAAUUUCGAUGCAAUGGCAAACCGAAAAUGGAGAAACAGUGAAAUUAAUCCGGUUGCAUCAAACAUUGCUACUGUCAAAUAUAAUUGUCCAAACGAUGUUGGAGAAAAGGUAAAAGUUAAGUUCUUUGUGAACCAAAAAACACUAAAUUUCGACUGGUGCGAUAAUGGCUUAUGUAAUUUAUCAGAUGUAUUAGAACAAUAUAGUUUUUUUACGAACGGUGACUGCGAGGAAAUUUUUUGUUCAACUGGUGAUAGCUCGGGUCAUAAAUUAAGUAACGAAUUGGUGUUAAUUUUAUAUGUCAGUUUGGCAUCGGUUGCCAUUAUUUGGAGUAAAUAAAGUCGUAGAAAAUUGAUUUUUAA